Messenger RNA from Asparagus officinalis (garden asparagus), 1983 nucleotides. RefSeq names its product RNA polymerase sigma factor sigA. Gene Ontology annotation, biological process: DNA-templated transcription initiation; regulation of DNA-templated transcription. Gene Ontology annotation, molecular function: DNA-binding transcription factor activity. The record is from RefSeq and is a predicted model, not a curated record. The transcript has 11 exons. Lineage: Eukaryota; Viridiplantae; Streptophyta; Magnoliopsida; Asparagales; Asparagaceae. The coding region runs from base 234 to 1739 and encodes 501 amino acids.
GCGUGCCAAAUAUCUCCUCCAACCAAUGGACUUCAUCCUUCCCAUAUCCUUCUCUCUCCCCUCCUCUCUCUUCCCAUUUUCUCAACACAAUAAAAAGUUUUAUCAUUAUUACACAUAAAAAAAAAAGAAAGGGGGAAAGAAACUUUAAAAACUAAAUUUAGCACUUGAUAACAGUCCCCCCCGUCCUCCUCCUCCUCCUUUUGCUGCAAUAGUUGAGACGCGAGCAGAACCGCAUGAUGGCCACAGCUGCGGUUAUUGGACUAAAUGCAGGAAAGAGGAUUCUUAGCUCUACAUUCUAUUCUUCUGAAUUCACUUUCAUCGAUCAUGGGUCUCCACAAUUUUCAGCUCCAACAUCCAAGAGCAUCAUAAUUGCUAGAAGAUCUUCACAUCCGAAUACCAGUGUUCCCUCAGAGAGGCACUCAGUAUCCAUCAAGGCAGUAAAAGAACAUACAGAUACUAUUUCUCCUAUAGCUACCGAUGACUGGUCAGACCUCAUUGAAGAAGAAGAAGAUGGUGAUUCUGAUAUUAAAUCUUCGCUCGAGGUUUUCCUUCUGUUGCAGAAAUCUAUGCUGGAAAAACAAUGGAAGCUUUCUUUCAAUCAGAUGAGUACUGCAACUGCUCCUGGUGAAACAUGCAGGAAAACUGAAGUUAUUCGAUCAGGGAUUUCUGCCAGGAAAAGGAGAACAAGUACCAGAACAAAAUCCAUUAACCAGAGUUCAUAUGUGGGAAUAAUGGAGGAAGGAAAACAGCUUCGAGCAGCUGUAAGUCCUGAAUUGCUGCAGGCUAAGUUAACAGGUUAUGUUAGGGGGACAGUUAGUGAAGAUUUGCUAACUCAUUCUGAAGUUGUUCAUCUCUCAAAGAAGAUCAAAGCUGGUCUUUCAUUGGAGGAUCAUAGAGCAAAAAUGAAGGGAAAAUUGGGUUUUGAACCCUCUGACAAGCAGCUGGCAUCAUCACUGAGGAUGUCACAUUCUGAACUGCGUUCAAAGUUAACUGAAUGUUCAUUAGCAAGAGAGAAGCUAGCAAUGAGCAAUAUUCGACUUGUUAUGUCCAUUGCCCAAAAAUAUGACAACUUGGGUGCUGAGAUGGCUGAUCUUAUUCAGGGUGGUUUAAUCGGAUUAGUACGUGGGAUAGAGAAAUUUGAUUCUUCCAAAGGCUUUAGGAUUUCAACUUAUGUGUAUUGGUGGAUUCGUCAGGGCGUCUCACGAACAUUGGCUGAGAAUUCAAGAACCUUAAGGCUACCCUUGCAUUUGCAUGAGAGGUUGAGCUCAAUUCGAAAUGCAAAGAUUAGAUUGGAAGAAAGAGGGAUUACACCAUCAGUAGAUAAACUUGCCAAGUGUCUGAAAAUAUCUGAGAAGAAAGUGAGAAACGCUACAGAGGCAGUUAGUAAGGUACUUUCCCUUGACAGGGAAGCCUUCCCCUCUCUCAAUGGACUUCCCAGCGAGACCCUUCACAGUUACAUUGCAGAUAAUAACGUUGAGAACAUCCCUUGGCAUGGAUUCGAAGAAUGGUCUCUCAAGGAUGAAGUGAACAAGCUUCUGUGUGCAACACUUGGUGAACGGGAAAGAGAGAUUAUAAGGCUCUAUUAUGGUAUAGACAAUGAGUGUCAUACAUGGGAGGAUAUAAGUAGACAGUUCGGUCUUUCCAGAGAACGAGUUAGACAAGUGGGGCUUGUAGCCUUGGAGAAGCUUAAGCACGCAGCACGCAAGAGGAAAUUAGAAGCAAUGCUGGUGAAACAUUGAGAUGGAGGUGUAGGAGAGUGUCAUAAAUUUUAUGACUAUAUACCCAUCAAAAUCAUGUGAUGACUGUAUAUAUAAAGAAAAGGAAUAGGAAAUGUGUAAAGUUCAUAGUUAAUUGCCAGGAUAAAAUGAUAUACAUGUACAUGUAUUGAACUGAGAGAACUUUACCAUUAAUUGGAUCCUUAAUGAGAUGAGAAAUUUUGAUUGUAUCAAAUUUUCAAGUACUAAUAAAAACAUAUGUUUAAUA